AUGGACUAUAUCGAAAGCCUCGCCAAGCAGGCGCAACAGCUUACGGUGUAUGACCUGAAAUCAUACUACAACCAGGCGAAAAAUGCCGUCUUGAACGUCAGCGAGAUGGAGGCCAAGGUCAGAGAAGCUACGAACGAUGAUCCCUGGGGAGCCAGCUCGACGUUGAUGCAGCAGAUCGCGGAUGGAACGCACAAUUUCCAGAACUUCAACGAAAUCAUGCCGUGUAUCUACGCCAGAUUCAUGGAGAAAGAAGCUCGCGAGUGGCGCCAGAUCUACAAAGCGCUCACCUUGCUCGAAUUCCUCGUCAAGAACGGCUCGGAGCGAGUCGUCGACGAUGCCCGCGCACACGUAUCGACCAUCAAGAUGCUUCGUUCGUUCCACUACGUCGACGAAAAGGGUAAAGACCAGGGUAUAAACGUCCGAAACCGCGCACAAGAGAUCGCUGCGCUGCUAGUGGACGUCGAGCGAAUCCGGACGGAGCGCAGGAAAGCUCGAGCCAACAAGAACAAGUAUCAGGGGCAGGGGAAUGACGGUGGAGGCGGGAUGAGCUUUGCGACUGGGAAUGGAGGGAGGUAUGGCGGAUUUGGGAGCGAGACGGUGGGCGGUGCGGGCGGUGGUGGAGGUGGAAGCGGUGGAUUUGACGACUAUCCCGGCCGUGCACACCGGUCCGCCCGGGACCGCGACACCCAACAUCGCGAGCAAACCCGCGAGCGCGAGUCGGACCGGGGCCAACCCCAAGAUAACGAAUACGACGAGUACGAAGGUGCGGACGAUUUCGACGAUUCCGGCGCUCCUCCUCGGCGACGCAGCCCCGCUGUUCCCGCUGGUGGCAGCACGCGUCAGGGCGGCAGCAAGCCCCAGCCGCCGCCGAAAGCUGCUCCGCCAAAGAAGGAGGUGAACCUCUUUGAUUUCGGGGAUGAUGAGCCUAUUGGAGCGCCUCCGCCUGUAGCGGCUUCGGCUGGAGCAAGUGGGAGUGCUAACAUCAUGAGUGGUGAUGACGACUUUGACGAUUUCCAGACCGCCCCUUCGACCAACGCCCCCACUCCCGUCCCUUCUUUCACCGCUGCUGCUGCCGCGCCGUCUCGGCCAGCAGGUGCGAACGCCAACCUCUUUGACCUCCUCAACGCUACUUCCAAGCCUCCCACCUCGUCCCAGCCCCCGGCGUACACCCCUCAGACCAGUAACUUUGGGAUGAUGGCCCCCUCCCAGGCUCGGCCCAACUAUACCGCUACGGCCUCAACUCCAUCUACAACUACCAUGGCAUCGGCAGCAGCGCCGAAGCCCAAGCCAUCAGGCGGCGCGUCGACCUUUGACGAUCUCUGGAAUACAUCUUUGUCGACCGUUUCGUCCGCCCCGAGCGGCAGCGGGGUGCAGGGCAAGCAGAGCCUGAAUGAGAUGGGGCAGCAGAAGACCGUGGAUAAGCUAUGGGGGAUGGGGGCUUCUGGAGGCUCUGGGUCUGGGCAGAACGGGGGAGCGGCGGCCAAGCAAGGAGGGGCAGGUGACUUCGAUGAUUUGCUUUUAUGA
Dioszegia hungarica is the source of this 1524-nucleotide messenger RNA. RefSeq lists its product as uncharacterized. Gene Ontology annotation, cellular component: endosome; clathrin vesicle coat; plasma membrane. Gene Ontology annotation, molecular function: clathrin binding; phospholipid binding. The record is from RefSeq and is a predicted model, not a curated record. NCBI's taxonomy places the organism in Eukaryota, Fungi, Basidiomycota, Tremellomycetes, Tremellales, Bulleribasidiaceae. The transcript is spliced from 10 exons. Gene Ontology annotation, biological process: Golgi to endosome transport; endocytosis. Bases 1 to 1524 code for a protein of 507 amino acids.